AUGCUGCUGUUGGCGCCUUGCACCAGCAAGCGUGCUUGUUGUUUUUAUUACCUACAUUUUCGACUAUUAUACUGGGAGAGUCUUCGAAGCUUGGUCGGGAAACUUCUUAAAUCAGUGAAGUCAAUUGCCAGUCUCCUGCUUCUCCUCUUUCUCUUCAUCCUCAUUUGUUCUCUUCUCGGCAUGCAACUGUUUGGUGGUAAGUUCAACUUCAUCGAGGAGGAGAAGCCGAGGGCCAACUUCGACGGCAUCCUGCAAGCUAUGCUUACAGUCUUCCAAGUGAGUUGGCUAGGUAGCUUUUAA
This is a messenger RNA of Protopolystoma xenopodis, 300 nucleotides long. Lineage: Eukaryota; Metazoa; Platyhelminthes; Monogenea; Polystomatidea; Polystomatidae. The record is from the annotation of a GenBank genome assembly.